This is a messenger RNA of Xyrauchen texanus (razorback sucker), 5828 nucleotides long. It is a transcript of the gene cep170bb, whose product is annotated as centrosomal protein 170Bb. NCBI's taxonomy places the organism in Eukaryota, Metazoa, Chordata, Actinopteri, Cypriniformes, Catostomidae. The record is from RefSeq and is a predicted model, not a curated record. Gene Ontology annotation, molecular function: protein binding.
ACGACACUGAUGACAAUCAAAGACCUUUACUGGACAUCGCAGAAUAACAAAAUUUUUCGAUAGCGAGAGGAAGCAGAAUACAUUGAUGGUGACAUCAUUUACUUCUCUGGCAGAGAUCAGCGCAUCUGGAGGAUUGUAGGAUGCAAAGGGGUUUCUCAGUGAAACAAAGAUGAGUGUGACAUCAUGGUUCCUGGUCAGCAGCUCUGGUACUCGUCACCGUCUGCCACGGGAAAUGAUCUUUGUCGGACGAGAGGACUGUGAGCUCAUGCUGCAGUCUCGUAGUGUGGAUAAACAGCAUGCUGUCAUCAACUACAACCCUGCCACAGAUGAGCACCUGGUCAAGGACCUGGGGAGCUUGAAUGGAACCUUUGUGAAUGACUUGAGAAUUCCAGACCAAACAUACAUCACUCUCAAGCUGUCGGACAUUGUUCGUUUUGGAUAUGAUUCCCAUGUAUAUGUUCUGGAGAAGAGUCAACAUAGUCCGGAAGAGGCACUUAAGCAUGAAAAAUACACCAGUCAGCUGCAGAUGGGCCUUAAAACCACAGAGGGGAAGCAACAAAAUCUGCAGGACGAGAGUUCCAAAUUAGAACGGUCUGAACGCAAGAGUCUCACAGAGGCCCCUUUGCCCAGACCCACACCAUUGUAUGGUCAGCCAUCAUGGUGGGGAGAGGAGGACUCUGGGAACAAGGGAAUACACAAUGAAAUGCGUAGGCCAGGUGACGGUCAUUCAGAAGUCACUAAGGAGGGCCCGACAGUUGAGGAUGAAUUCAGCGGUUCUGUUCAGGAGAUCCAUGACAGCCAGGCCAAGUCAUCCUACCUGUACCACCGGGAGCCAAGCUACUUUGAAAUCCCAACAAAAGAGGUCCAGACGGACCCCAAGUCCCCAGUGACAGACCUAAGCGACAUUCCAACCAAAGACACCGAUGUUCAUUUGACCUCCACACCUCCUGUUGCCCAGAGUCAUGCUUCUUUUACCAUUGAGUUUGAUGACUGCAUGCCAGGCAAGAUUAAAAUCAAGGAUCAUGUGACUAAGUUUUCCUCUCGUCAACGAAGCAAGCAGCAGCCGCCCUGUAAACCUCUGGCAGCCACACCAACAGAUGUGCUUUCAGCUGAAUGCAAGGUAGCAGACUGGCUUACGCACAGUGAUGUUAGCAUGAUGUGCAGGCGGCCACCUUGUGAGGAUGAGUACAGCACAAAGAGUGACCUGGCAAUGCAAAUUAGAACACUCAAAGGACACCAUCAUGAAGAUGGAACCCAGAGUGAUUCUGAAGACCCAGUAAUGAAUGAAAAACACAGCAAGUCUCAUCAUUCCAUGCAAUCCCAAUCAUCAGUACAGUCACACCAAUCAACUCAAUCAAAGAUAUCAAAACAGUCAGAAUCAGUUGUUUCCCAGCAGUCCGUCUCAAUGCAGAAAUCUCAUUAUCCUCAGUCAGUCUCACCACCAAAACACCCUCAAGUAGAUAAUGAGGAAACUGAGGCUCUACCUGUCCAAGAAGCUUCCUCUCCACCCCAUACAGAGGUUAAGCCCAUUUACCCUGAGCUUCAUGCCCAACAGGCCUUCAUAAUUGAGUUUUUUGAUGAUAAUCCCCGAAAGAAGCGCUCACAGUCCUUUACCCACAACUCUGCCAAUGCUGACUCAUACUCAGCAUUGAAGGCAAAACUAGAAAGACGCAAAGGUGGAGCUCACAGUGAAAGGCCUGCCUCUGUUCAUGGACAUAUUCCUCCAACGCAGCAGACCACUGUUCCACUAAAAGGUUCAGGCCCUGGAGGUCCACAGCGGUCAAGCUCCCUGAAGAGAGAGAAGACAGAAGAUAGUGGAAACAGCGCAUCUUUAUUGGGAACCUCAUCUCGCUCCACACCAGCCAUCACCAUCAAGCCUUUUGGUAGUGUGGGCAAAAAGUCCAAACAAGCUCAAGAAUUUGCUGCAGAGUUCCUGAUAGACACAGGAAAGACAUCCCCACCUCCCAUGUCUGCGCCACCUGUGAUGAUGUCCCCAUCACACACUCAUUUACCUUCUUCAGCAGAGCCAUUUGGGCCUUCUUCUAUAUCCUAUCCAUCUUCUCCAUCCCAGCUGCCUGCAUUGUCCCAGUCUCUUUUCCCAGCAUCCUCCCCUGUCCCUGUCCCUUCACAUACCUCUGAGAGGGCUCCAGUUUCUAGUGCCUCUGCAAUCUGUCUCGCUGGGUCAUCUGUGCCCCAGUCUUCUCCAUUAGGAGUAAGUGGUGUAGACUCUAAGGGCACAAGGGUGGCACGAACCGAGGAGGAGGAUAGUUUGAGUGAUGCUGGUACCUACACUAUUGAGACUGAGUCACAAGAUAAGGAAGUGGAAGAGGCUAGAAGUAUGAUUGACCAGGUGUUUGGUGUGUUAGAUGCACCAGAGUACAGUGGUCAGACCCUUGGAGUUUAUAGACCUGUCAUCGAUGAUGAUAAAGAGGAACAAGUAUUCUUUAGUCAUAACCAUCAUGGGGCAGUUUAUGUAAUAUCGACAUCAGCUCAGGGACAUGGUGGGGACCAAGUCAGUCCAGUGCAGGCACAUGCUGACAUGGCAGGCCCUAAAUGGGUUUCACGCUGGGCCAGCUUAGCGGACACUUACAGUGACCCUGGGUCAACGCAAGGAUCCAUUGGCACCACACCUCAAGGGGGAUUUGCAGACAGAGAUGGCAGAGUGACAUUAAUAGUUAGUCAAAGCUUGGAUAUCUCAGAAUCUGAGUGCAUUCAAGGGUCCAGGACUAGACGACUACUUCCCCAGGUCCCACCUGGAGAGAAACUGGAGAAUACAACCCCCAGUAUCUUUAUCCGCCACGAGACAAGCAUGGAUCAUGAGCCACCAGAGAAAGGUUCCAGAGCACCACAGCAGGAGGACUGCACUCAAAGGCUACGUGUCCAAGACGAUGUAGACCCAGACAGUCUGAGUGACACCAGUCGUUCAGAUGACAGCUCUAUCCUUGAUAGGAGUGGAAGGAGCCAAGGAAAAAGAGGAACCACAGCACACUCACCAUCUGAAAAUGUCAACCAUUCCAGAGUCAGAGAGAUGCCACCACCCACUCCCAAACCCACUUCAUUUUAUAUUGGGUCUGAGGAUGGUUCAUGCAAGUCAGAUACAUCCAAAAGCCCCAUUCUGUCACAGCCAGAGAGAGAAUACUCUCCCAAGAUACCUCCAACCACUGUCUUGAUACGACACUUGAGUGGCCAUGAGCCUAGGCGACCAGUGAAGCCCAACUCGUCAGCCCCAAAUCUUCAGACCCAGGACAGGGAUGUGGUGCCCACCAAAGAUACCUCCACCUCAUUUGUUCGACAGGACAGUUUUACCAAAGAUAGGUCAAAUGAUAGCAUCCAAGUAAAGAAAUUGCCACAUAUCUCCAGUCAUCCUGCUUUGAGAAGCUUGGAUGCAGAUGAAGCUGUUCGAGGUACAUCUCCCUUUCCUAAAGAAGCUGAAAGAUCUUUGGUGUCACCAGAGGACAAGUUAUCCGGAUCAAGUCAACAGUCAAAAAAGGGGAGCUCUCCAGCACAAGAGGACUCUCUGUCUGGUGAAUCUGACGUUGACACUGCUAGUACUGUUAGUAUGGUCAGCAGUAAAAAUGCCGCUAUUAGUGCACCUAAGAAGCGCACUACUGCAAGUGACAAACGUAAGGAGAAAUCAUCUUCCAGUCUACCUGCACAAGAUAAAGGACGACAACCUACAGCCCGUGAGCGACUAUCAGAAAAACGCAGAAAUCAUGCCACUGCAGAAAAUAACAGUAAAUCUGAAGUAUCCCGUCGCCUCCAUCUCCGUCGCAGUGCUGGUAACCGUGGUUCUUUAGAUCUUUCAGAGAAUCAGCAUGGUCAACAGGUUUGGAAUGAAACCGCUUCUUCUGACCAUGAGUCAAGUUCACGGCCGAACGGCCGCAAGAAACUCACAGCACCCUUGCAGAAGGAGGACCCCAAUAAGGUGAACAAAGGAGGCCAUCAGGUGCUGACCCGAUCCAAUAGCCUUUCAGCCCCAAGACCAACCCGUGCCUCCAUGCUCCGGCGAGCCCGGUUAGGUGAGACCUCUGACAAUGAAGGUGCAGAGACAGACCGUGGAUCUCAGAGCUCUGACCACACGAAGACUCCUGCUGAAGGAAAGAAACUCUCAAGGUUGGAUGUUCUUGCCAUGCCUCGGAAACGCACUAGGUCCUUCACCGUUCCAAGUGACAAUGAGUCCACCUCAAACAAGCAUGGAAUUUCAAACCGUUCUGCAGACACGAGUAGCAGUGCAAGGAAAGGGGCUUCAGGUGAGGUGAGGCACCCUACUAGCAAAGGAACCCAAUCAACAGGGAAACACUCCUCAACUCGUAACCGUUCUAACCAGGUUAAUCACAGUAGUACAACUGGUUCCCACCGUAGGCAAAAGAAUUCAGACUAUUCCUCUACCUCAGAGGAGGAAUUUGAGACCAGCACCAACUCUAAACACAAACGCUCCCACUCCUCAGCCUCAACUCAGACACUACAGAAGUCUGUUCAAAUGCGACUAAAAUGCAGCUCUUUGGAAACAGAAGAGGAUGAUGCUCAGAAUGAACACUUCCAGAACUGGUCUACUCAUAGUGCAGAGAUUGCCAGGCUGAGUCAAGACCUGGCUAAAGAUCUUGCCAUUCUUGCACGUGAAAUCCAUGAUGUAGCAGGGGAUGGUGACUCACAGACAUCCUCAGGAAUGGGAACUACCACUUCCCCUGGUUCCAUGCCUAAUACCCCUGCAUCCACUAUUUCAACCAGAGAGGAGGGACCAUAUGCAUCAUUACAGAGGUUCCUGUCACCUCAGCUGGUACAGCAUAUACCCGAGGCAAGUCUGAACUAUCAAAAGGUUCCUCCAGGCUCCACUAGUCCAAUAGACCAGGACUCAAAUAUGAACGACCAUGACAGUUCCAGACGGCGUCCCUGGAACCGUGAAGAGGUCAUUCUGGACAAUUUAAUGUUGAACCCAGUGUCCCAACUCUCCCAGGCUAUCAGAGAGAACACAGAGCAACUGGCAGAGAAAAUGAAGGUUAUGUUUCAAAACAAGACUGAGGUUUGGGAGGAAAUAGAGGCAAAGGUUAAUGCUGAAAAUGAGGUUCCCAUCCUUAAGACAUCCAACAAGGAAAUCUCAUCAAUUCUCCAGGAACUGAGAAGAGUCCAGAAGCAACUUGAGGUGAUCAACACUAUCGUUGAACCUGGAGGAACCCUCAAGAUGCCCUCCAUGGCAACGUCUCCCAGGGGAAAGACCAAAUCUGUUCCCAAGGAGUAUACCAGCCCCACUAAUGCCAACGCAAGCACAAAGCGAGGUCCCCGCGGGCCUGAAGGCGGGCGAUAUGUAGUAUAAGCAUCAUUAACAACCGCACUUUUCUUUGGAGACUGCCAUCUUCGUGGCAUAUUUGUAAAAAUGUUGUGUUGUAAAUAUACGUCACAUGCUUUCUGUAUGACUGCUGACACUCUGCACAAGCUAAAGUAGGUGACACUGUAUUUACAACAAUUGUAACUCGUGGCUUGCUUGGAUGAUGUGGUCAUUCAUGGCAGAGUGAAUGAGUGGGUGUUUUGUUGUUAUCCGUCUUUUUAGCAUUUACUCAAGGUUCAAUUGUCAAUCGUUUUGUGCACUUGGCUGCUAAUGAUUUACAGCAUGAAAAAAGGGUGGAUACACACCACUCCUUAAGUGCUUGCCUGCAAAAUCUCAAUGAAUUAAUCUACAAGGGCAUAGCCUUUAAAGGGCUAGUUUGCCAAAAAAAAUACAAAUUCUCUCAUCGUUUACUCUCCUUCAUGUGUAUGCAAAAAAAUAACGAAGAUUUUUAGAACAAUAAUUUCGCUCUGUAGAUCCAUACAAUGCAAGUGAAUGGUGACCAGAA